Messenger RNA from Fragaria vesca subsp. vesca, 2301 nucleotides. RefSeq names its product synaptonemal complex protein 1-like. The coding region runs from base 1 to 2301 and encodes 766 amino acids. Lineage: Eukaryota; Viridiplantae; Streptophyta; Magnoliopsida; Rosales; Rosaceae. Gene Ontology annotation, biological process: reciprocal meiotic recombination. The record is from RefSeq and is a predicted model, not a curated record. The transcript has 17 exons.
AUGCAGAAGCUAGGGUUUCCGAGCAUGAGGAGCUUGGAUCAGUUCAAGUCCCUCUCCAAAUCGGCCUCCGGAGGACCUCCGAAGACCUUCGCCUACUCGUCGCGUCCGCUGGAGUCGACCUCGUCGGGAAGCUUCGCGAACUUGAAGCUCACCGCAGAGAAGUUGGUGAAAGAGCAAGCUUCUGUGAAAACAGAUCUGGAAAUGGCGAAUGUUCGAAGGUGUGAAAAGGAGCUGGAGGAAUGCAGACUUGAGAAAGAGGAGACAGAUAAACUUUACAGAAAUGAACAGUGCAGAACUGCAAAUCUCAUAGAGGAAAAAGACACUAUGAUUAAGAACUUUGAAGAAACUCUUGCAACUAAUAGAUUGGCUACGGAGAGUUUGAACACUAAAUUAGGUGAGGUGCAUCUUGAGUUAAAGUUAAAAGAGGAUGAAAUCAGGCGUUUGAUAACUGCACAGGAGAAAUUGGAAACAGAAAAGCAUGAUCUCCAUUUGAGCAACAAUGACCUUGUUAAGAGAUUAGAUAUGUCAGUCCUCGAGAUAAAGAACCUUGAAGGUUUUGUUCAUGUGUUGGCUUCACAUUUGGCUGAAUUGGAUAGACAAAGUUUGAACUUCCUGGAAAAGUUUGAUAAGCUAAACUCUCUCUAUGAGGCAUGCUUCCAGUUAGUCAAUCAGGAGAAAGACCUUUCUGCCAAGCUUGCUCAGAGACAGUAUGAUCAACUGCACAACAGGUUCUUGAACUUAACAUCAGAAAAAGAUGCUAUACAAUUGGUAAAUCAGGAGUUGAACAAUAGGGUCAUGGGACUUCAGAAAGUUCAGGAGUCUAUUAUGACACAACUUUCAGAGGAAAGCCGUACAGCCAGAGAGAGGAUACAGAAGUUGGAAUUUGAAACUGAAGCUCUGGUCUCCAAGAAGAUUGAAACUGAAAAGUUGGUGUCUGAAUUAGAGCUGCAGAUUGAUUCUCUGUCAGAAAAUUCAAGAUCAUCUGAGAAUAAAAUGCAAGAUCUGCUGAUCAAAAUCUCAGCACUUGAAACUGAGAAUAAAGAUAAUACAGAGAAACUACAAGCAGAGAUACAGAAGAAAGCAGAGCAAAUAGAUGGUUUACUGAAGCAAGGUGAAACACAUGAGCAGCAUGUAGAUUUGAUGGAUAAACAAGUCAGCCAGCUUCAUAGCACACUGGAGGAAAAGGAGCAACUUAUUGUGCAGUAUAAGGAACGAGAGAAGAAUCUGGAAGAACAGAUCACAGAGAACCGUGCAUCGCUGACUGCUGCUGAAACUAGACUCGUGGAAGAUAAGAAGCAAUAUGAUCUCAUGCUUGAGAGUAAACAACUAGAACUGUCAAGGCAUUUGAAAGACAUAUCACAAAGGAAUGAUCAGGCAAUUAAUGACAUCCGGAAGAAGUAUGAGGUGGAGAAGCUGGAGAUAGUUAACAUGGAAAAGCAAAAGGUAGAAAAUCUUGUUCGAGAAAGGGAGAUAGAAUGUGAGAAAAAACUUGAAGAAUGCAAAGAAGAAACUAGGCAGCACUUGAUGCGUGUUCAGGAGGAACAUGCUUCUCUGGUCAGUAAUCUUCAGCAGGAACAUGAUGAAAAGGAACGAAGUCUAAAAGCUAAACACAGUCAAGAGCUAAAGCAGAUCCGACUUCAAGCUGAAAAUGAGUUGAGAGAGAAAGUAACAUCAAUGAGGAAUGAACAUGAAGCCCAACAGAGAGCUUUGAGGCUUCAGCAUGAAGAUGAGGUUAAGAAGCUUCAGGAGGACUUGGAUCUUCAAAAGUCCAAAGAGGAGAAGCAGAGGGCCUUACUGCAACUGCAAUGGAAAGUUAUGAGCGAUAAGCCAGAGGAGGAGCAAGAAGUAAAUUCAAAGAAGGAAUACUCAAUUUCAUCGAGGAGAAACCCUGUUGUUAGAAGGAGAGGUCAGCGUUCUCUGAGAAGACCUGAGCAUGAUGAGAAGGGUUCACCUCUAGUGGGGGCAACACAUACACCAGUAUCAACACUGUUGAAGAAAGCUUCAGAGAAUAUAAAUUCUCCAAGCGUAUUGAAUAUCUCAAAGCACCACAAAAAGGUAAUUCGUGAUGAAUAUGAAGUUGAAACUGGUAAUGGAAGAACUAUUAAACGGAAAACAAGAAGCACAGUCAUGUUUGAGGAUCCAAGAAAACAUAAGAGGACAACUACACCAAAGGUCAAAAGCCCCAGGGGUGUAGUCAAGGGAUCUAAGGGAGAGGGUCAACCACGUGCUUCAAACAUUGGUGACUUGUUUUCAGAAGGGUCUCUGAAUCCAUAUGCUGAUGAUCCAUAUGCAUUUGAUUAA